Messenger RNA from Paramecium tetraurelia, 402 nucleotides. RefSeq lists its product as uncharacterized. The transcript has 2 exons. Lineage: Eukaryota; Ciliophora; Oligohymenophorea; Peniculida; Parameciidae. The record is from RefSeq and is a predicted model, not a curated record.
AUGAAUUAAUCAGCCCCUAAAAGAUCAUCAAGUUUUGGCAAAUCAUUCAACUUUCCGUCAGAAACCUCUUAAAAAGAAUCAAAUACAUCUAUCUACUUAACUGAAACAAAGACCAAAAAGGUUGACAGAUCAAUUAAUGUACCUUUAAAUAGUUGGAGAGAGAUGUCUUUAGUUGAAUUGCUUAAUGAAGCAAUAGAAUUGUUAUAAGAAAACAAAUCUAAUAUUAUUGACUAAUAAAAAUUUAAGAGAUUGAUUACACAAUAUGAAAAUUUUUAACAAACGAACGAAAAAAAGCAGAUUCUCUUCUAAAGAAGGUCAAAAAUCAUUAAAAGUAACAUAGAAAAUAUCAUAUCAUCAUAAAACGACUUUUAAAACUACUUAUAAGGAGUAAAGAAAUUAUGA